Lytechinus pictus (painted urchin) is the source of this 516-nucleotide messenger RNA. Its product is annotated as transmembrane protein 145-like. The transcript is spliced from 5 exons. The coding region runs from base 1 to 516 and encodes 171 amino acids. Gene Ontology annotation, biological process: response to pheromone; G protein-coupled receptor signaling pathway. NCBI's taxonomy places the organism in Eukaryota, Metazoa, Echinodermata, Echinoidea, Temnopleuroida, Toxopneustidae. The record is from RefSeq and is a predicted model, not a curated record.
AUGUGUCGUUCUAUAUCUGCAGCAGAUAACGCAAGGGUUGGUGCCUAUGCCAUUACGUCAGCAAUAGCUAGUCUCAUAUCAAAGCUGUCGGAUUUUUCAUCCGAUGAUAUCUAUGACUUCCCUGAUCAGUAUAAAGUCAUCUUGAUAAUCAACGGAAUAGGUGCCCUUUGGUUACUAACCAGUGUUUACCACACCCUACGACCACGCCCAAAGAUCAUCCCGUUCUAUGUUCCCUAUGUUAUCUUCUACUUCCUUUGGUUUCUGGCCGAGCCCAUCUUUCUACUCGUCGCCUUCUAUCCAUUACCUCAACUAGACACACCUAACACCAAGAAUGGUGUUUACUGGACCCUCAGCGUCCUGGGUCAUGGUGCUUUCUUUCUUGUGAUCAGACCAAGAGGACUAGAGAAACGUUUCCCCUUCAGCAUGCCUGCCAAUAAGGUUCACAUGGAAACGCAAAGCGAAGUUGAUGACACGGGGAAAGAAACGGAGGAGGUGAUUUUUGUUUCUUAUAUUUAG